UAAAGGUACCUUAAGAUUGUAUGGCGAUUAACGAAAAUUAAAUUAUAUCGAUCGUUAAUGAUAAUAUUUGAUAUUUGAUGUAGGAGUCAACGAACAAAUGUGUUAAUCGUUAAUCGUUAAUCGUUAAUAAUAAAAUGCAGUUCCAUUCCGAAGGUGGAUUAGAGUUAUUAUCGAGAUUCAGGGAAAAACGACGUUCGGUUAACCUUGACCGGACUAUAUUCUCCAGUGAGAUCGACGACCGAAGCGUCGUAGAGAUCGUCGGAGCCUCGUCCACCGGAAAGACCUUGCUAUUGUGUCAAUUUAUAGCAAAGUGCAUAUUGCCCGUGUGGUAUAAAGGAAUUAAGAUCGAUGGAUGCAACUCCUGUGCGAUAUUGAUCGAUACAUUCGGUCAGGUCCAGAUGAGAAAACUUGCUGCACUCAUGACCAUCAUGAUACACACCGCGUACCAAACCGCUGGUGUGCAGCUACCGGUCGAGACGGUAGACCUAAUUGUGAAUAAGUCUCUGGAAAACUUGACAGUAAUCGAUUGUUGCAACAACGAUCAGUUACACCUGUCUCUACAUGCGCUUGAGGACGAGCUUCUUAGCGAUGAAAGAAUUGCUCUGCUAGCUAUAGAUAAUAUAUUGGCGUACUAUUGGCAAAUGAGGAGAGAGAAAGGUAUAUUCGGUAUGGAUCAAUAUGCAAAGAGCUUGGUGAGAAUUAUUCGAGCUCGGAUAUCUCAGUUUUGCGAUAUGACAGUUUACACAAGAUGGGAUGAAUCGAUGUCCCAAAAUGAAAUGCCUGUAACUAGUCUAAAUAGCCCUAAACGCACCGAUCUAUUAGAGGAAACGGGUGUAAAUUACAGGCUACAACUUCGUAAAAGUUUUGUAGUUCGUGAAUUUAUAUGCCAUGUACAAUCUAUAAAUGAUACAAAACAGAUUCGUUAUACGAUCUCUGAUUCUGGUAUAAAAUGGAUUCUUUGAUAAUAUAUCAAAAGUGAAACUACAUUUUUUAUUAAUAAUCGAUUGAUGAGAGGAGAAAUUUGUCCACUAUGUCUAAUGGAUUUAACAAUCUCGAACCUGCUAAUGUUAUUUGGCAAUUUGGAUUGAGUAACGAUAUAUUUUCUUUAGCUUCUCUUACUUCUUCCGGUGUCACACCUCCGAUAAUGUAAAUGAUAACCCAAUCAUUGUCACAUGGAUGAUGUUUCACUCUUCCUUUGGAAAAUAAACUGUAAAUGUAAAUAUCAAA
This is a messenger RNA of Formica exsecta, 1227 nucleotides long. RefSeq names its product DNA repair protein XRCC2 (gene Xrcc2). Bases 135 to 962 code for a protein of 275 amino acids. Gene Ontology annotation, biological process: double-strand break repair via homologous recombination; DNA strand invasion. NCBI's taxonomy places the organism in Eukaryota, Metazoa, Arthropoda, Insecta, Hymenoptera, Formicidae. Gene Ontology annotation, molecular function: four-way junction DNA binding. Gene Ontology annotation, cellular component: Rad51B-Rad51C-Rad51D-XRCC2 complex; replication fork; centrosome. The transcript has a single exon. The record is from RefSeq and is a predicted model, not a curated record.